Molecule: messenger RNA, 8943 nt
Organism: Ylistrum balloti
Lineage: Eukaryota; Metazoa; Mollusca; Bivalvia; Pectinida; Pectinidae
Product: telomere-associated protein RIF1-like
Exons: 32
Coding region: 1-8100 (2699 amino acids)
Biological process (GO): telomere maintenance
Cellular component (GO): nucleus
Source: RefSeq, a predicted model, not a curated record
AUGAUGGUUAUGGCUGCCAGUGACAGCAAUGCGAAUGUCAUAAGCAUCUUGUCAACACUUCAGUCAAAGAUAUCUAGUAAAGAUGACAGAAUUAAAGCAUACACAACCUUCAGCAAUUACAUGAAAGAGGAUGAGUUGAGUCUAUUUAAUCUGGAUGUUGCCAAGCAUGCUGACCACGUGUGGUCAGUUUUACAACAGGACAUCAUGAAUGACCAGCCUCUUGUGGCCCAUUCUGCUCUUCAAGUACUUGGAUUUUUUCUCCAUGACAGCGACAAUGUCAGGAGCUUGUCGGCGACCAAUGUUGGAAAUGUGGUACCUGUUUUGAAGGAUUGUGUGUUACAGACAGAGGACAAAACGACAUGCACCCGUGCCUUGUGGUGUCUGAGCCAACAAAACUUACCUACUGAUAUCAUCAGCAAAAAUGUGAGUGUGAUGUUGGAUUCUGCGGAAUUUGCUAUGGAGAAAUGGAAGUUACAGUCAAUUACUGUGGAAAAUGAAGCAUCAAAUAUCAUUGCAAGAAUUUUGGACGUGUGCCCUAAUGAGAUGACCAACCACAUUGUGCGAUGGGGCAAGAUCUUGUUGGUACAGCUAGUACACAGUGCCGUCAAAAUCCGUGAAAAAGCUCUUGAGGUAGUCAACACACAGUUGUCUACCCUGAUGACUGAGCAGAAAGUGCUAUCCAAAUUUGUCAUGAAAGAUUUCAGCAAGAAAUUUGGAGCAGAAAUGGAAAGGUUAUUUGGAAGCAGGCAUGAGGUUCAUGUAUUGAAGACCUGGGGAAUUCUUGUCCAGAUUUUAGGAGAUGUAAGUUGUAAGAUUCUGACGAUGAUGAAAACUGGUGUAAAGAACCAUCAAAUCCAACCAUUUUAUCUUCAACAGGAUCUUCACAGAGGUAGUUUCAUUAACCAUGUACUACCAAUUGCAGAGCUAGGGUUCAAAAGUUCAAAUCCAGAGGUGAAAUGUGUAACCUUUCAGGCCUGGCAGCAAUUGAUUGACAACUUUGCUACCAACAAUGCCAUUUUGACAGACCCAAAGCGGAUCAAACUAGUGAUGCAAGUGUUCAAAUUGAAUAAUGCGAAGUCAGAAAAUGUGGCACUUGUUAAACUUCAGGUGUGGUGGCACUUUGUGUGGCUCCUAGGCCAGAAAGCCUCUUCCCACUUUGACCAGGUGUGUGUGCCACUGUUGAAUUUCUGUCUCGGAAGUGGGAAGCUAAAUAAUCACCUCUCUGGAGCAGCUACACCUCGUGCACUAAAGAACGGCACAAGUCCAAUCACUCCUCAGAUGAACCUAGGUGUCCUUGGCUCCUCCAGUGCGCCCCCUGUGAUACCUAACCUUCAGCUUAAGGGCUGUGAGGUACUUGCUCAUAUCCUUGGCAGCUUGCCAAAUGACCUUGAUUUCCCAUGUCCAAGUUACACGAUGGAUCCAUUAAGUCACGAACUCAUCCCUGGUCCAUCUAGUUUCUACAAACAUGCUAACCUCCUAGUCAACAGUACCACAGAAUUCAUCUGUUCUCUCGGCAAAAAAAUCCCUGAGGCCCUGUUAUACCAGAUAUGGUACUCCUUACUGGCUCACAUGAAGAAUGGUCUGGAACACCUGAAGGCUGAGAUGAGGGAGAUCCUUACAUCCUUCCUCACACAAUUCCAGGUUAUCAUACUUAGCCAGGCCCUGCCGCAGAAAGUCUUACUGAAAAUGUUUGAAGUUGUGUGCUGCCUUCCCCGAAAGUCCCUUACCUCUACCGCCUACAAUGUUGGUAAUGGGGAGCGAAUUCAUGGAACACCUGCUCUGUUUCUUACCGAGCUGCUCCUCACCCCAGUACUACUGGCUACAGGGGCUGUUUCAGAGAGCUACAUGACACUUUUUGGAAUUCUGGUGGACUGUGGUAUCAACACUUCGUCAGGAUCUUUAGAGUUCUGUCAAUCUACUAUACAAAUGUUAGAACAGAACCGAGAGUUUGUAGAAGUUCCAGAAAUGAUGUGGAGGUUAUGGAGUGGUCUGGUGAACCCUCUCCAUGAACACAUAAAAAAGACAAACGAGGUAAACCAGGGAGAUGCAUUGGAACACAACUUCAACUGUUUGUAUGCUGUCCUGAUAUUCCCAGUACAACAGGGCCUUGUCACCUCCAUGUCACAGGCUUCAGUGAAGACAAUGCUGAAGACCUGGUGUGAUUUAUACAAAACAUUUGCUCGACUCUCUGCCCUGGUUACCAAUGCUGAGGCCAAUAUAUGCUGUGAGGAACUAUGCCAAAGAUUUCUGAAGCUCGUCAGUCCAACCAAUUUAGAGGAGGUUGGUUACCUAGAAUAUAUAUCUCAGUGCUGUCUGGCCAUGGUCAAUGCUGUCGACUACUCUUCUCUGGGAUCUGUUCCCACUUUUAAUCUCAAUGGCCUGAGUCCAGCUAAGUGGGCCAAAAAGAAACAAAAACCAAUGGACAAUGUCCAAAGUUUGGUGAUGCUGAUGCAAAGAAUUUUGGAGGCAACAAUGAUUGCUGCCACAAAGGGGGAUUUUGGAAAGCCAAAUGUGGGUUCCAUUCCUAACACGGCCAGCGUGACUGUGGAUGUCCUGAUACAUUUAUUUACACACGUCAACACAUCAAAUUCCAUUCUGUCUAUGAUUACUCACCUGGCACAACCCAUAGCUGAUCUGUUUGAGGGAUCAGCAGGAAAAACAACAGCAAAAAUAUACACCAAUAUAUUUCAGCAAAAGAUUGAAAAAUUAUGGCAAACAAUAACAAAUUCUUUGCAAAGUAAAUUCACAUCAAAAGCAGACUCGGAGCUUCUUGCAAAGUUAUCCCCCUUGCUAGAAGCUACGUUUCUACAUCCAAGAAGAGCAAUGAAAAACAUCACUACAAAUUUCUGGAAGACAGAGUUCAGUCAAUCAGCACCCCUGGUUUAUCCAGAAAGUCUCAAGCCUGUACUUAGCAAAGUAAAGGAGAAGACCUCCAUUGUCCUGCCUGGUUGGUCAGCUGUUAGUAUAUCUGUUGUCGAGGAAACGCCAAUAAGUCAGAUGAGCCAGGCGGAGUCACAGGCACCAGAGCCCAGACUACCAGGAAUGCCAUCUCCUGUUAAAAUGCAUGGUAGUUUCCUUAACAAAGCUGUGUCACCUCACAUCAAAAAAUCUCCUGCCAAACCAGUUACUAUGGAAGCAAAAGGUCAAGAAGUUGUCAAACGAGAUCUUUUGUCUGUAAAUGGGAUGAAAAAUGAUGAUUUUGUCGUGAUUAAGUCUCCUCCAAGGAAGAAAAGAGUUCUCACAGAACACCAGAAGGAGGUUUUUAGAGAGAAAAAAAAUUUUCCAGCCAUGUAUAAUUCCUUGGAUUUGUCUCAAGAUGUCUCCAUGAUGUCCUCGCAGUUCGGUAGUGAAAACACUCAGAAUGAGUCCCAGUUGCCCAGUUUGGAUUCUGUUGUUGUCGUAGACUCCUCAGGUUCUCAAGUUUCUCAGUCCAUCAUGAAUCAUACAGGGAGUGUGAAAGCGACAAGGGAAGAGAAUACUGCUAAUGAAAAGUUAAUGAAACAACCAGGAAAAGUGAAACGCCGAAGAUCUGUGCGAUUUCGUGACUCUGACAAACAAGAUGAGGUGGAUUCUAUACAACGUACAAGUAUUGAUGACAUUGAGUCUCGUAGCAUUGACCAUUUCUCUGUUAUCCAACAGGCUAUGGGUCAGACGGAGGACGCUGGGGAGAUAAUGUCCACAAGUGAGAAAAACAGUCCCUCCUCAGAAGAAAGUUCAGUAAUACCUUCAAUCCCCCAGAAUCCUUUGGGUGUAAUUGGAAUUUUUGAACAAUUAAGCAGUAAAUCUUUUUCUCUAGAUUCAAAAAAGAGUGACAAUAGUUCGUCACAAAAGAGCGAAGAGGAAAAUGUUCUAGAAGGACUUGCUGGUACAACAUCCAACAUUCAGCGGAAACAACCAUUGCUGAGUUGGAGCAACAAACUUACUGCUCUCAGUCAGUCACCACUGUCCCACAGAAAAAUUAUGGCGGAUGACUCUCCAGACAAAUCUCAGUUACAGGAAGAUGAGCAGUCAAGUCAGGAAAAAAAUGAUUCUUCCAGGAAAGGCAAAAUAACAGAUCUGUCUGGACAGGCUAAAUUAGACAAAUGGUUUAGUCAGCCCUCAACAUUGCAGGAAGCAGAAAAAGCAAGGACAGAAAUCCCAGAUAGUGUACCGAUCUCUCAGGUUGUAACUGUUAUAGAGGAGACACAAUCACCAGCAAAACAUGAAGGUAGAGAGCAGAAUACAGUGAAAGGAAGUAUCCCAGACAAUGAAAGUCCUGCACGUGUCCAGAAACAAACAGGGACAAGGGGCAGUCACAAGAAACUGUUUGGUGGGGAAAGUGGAAAAGAAAUGGAGGACUUGAUGGAGGAUUCUAACAUUAUUCCUGCUUCUCCUCCAAAGCUGAGGAAUAGACUUGCUGGGAAGGUUGGAACGCCUGUGCUGAUGCUGAAACGACUCACUGAUGAUGACAUUAAACAAUUUAGUCCGACACGCAAGAAUUCCUCACAAAACAGUCCAGCUGGCAAAAAUGGCCAUAAAAGUGAAGAAAAUAAUGGAGAAGAUAUGCCACAGGAUUCUGAAGUAGUCAAUGAAAUGCAUGAACAUGAUGAUUUCUCAGAGAUUCGUCCUCUCGACAGUGAAGAUGUUAUACCAAGUUCUCAAGGAUUCUCUACAUCGACAGGAGUCAUUGUGAAAUCAGAUAUAAGUCACACGGAAAGUAGUGAGAUGGAAAAAACUACCGUCUACAAUCAGUCCGAAACAGAUGUAAGUGAGCAGAACAAAGAAAUAGAUAAAGAUACACAGGAGACAUCAUUAUCCGAAAAUCUCUUCAAGGAUGCUAUGAGUGACAUGAACUCUUACGAUCCAGGGUUGGAAUCCACAUUCAAAGAUGGUACUUCAGCUACGCCCAAGAUGUUUGAUACUAGAAACUUAAAUACUUUAGAAAAGGAUGAGAAUAUGCAAACAGAUUCUGUUAAAUCUAUGGAGCAGAUUACUUCUGUAUGUGAGAACAGCAACAAAUCAUACAAUCCAAAGGAGAUUUCUACAAUGGCAAGUGAUGUUCCAACUCCAGGCCGAGGUCGCAAACGCAAACAGACUUCUCCGAUGCAUAUGUCCCCGGACAGCAUAAAACCAAAACGAACUAGGAAAACUCCAAAGAAAUAUUCAAAUUUUGAUGAGAUAACCUAUGAAGUAGAGACUAGAGUCAAGCGAACUCCAAAGUCUGGAAAACCUCGUUCUCAACGUAGACAAAAGCAGGUGGAGACGCCAUUACCUGAGGAAGUGAAAAAUGGUCCCAUGAAAGUAUUAGUAGAUAUACAUGUAUCCCCAGACAAGAAAACAGAAUUUGAUCUAGAACCAGAAAAUAACAAUGACAUCAAAUUGGUUGAACAAGGUAAACAUGUAAAUGAAUCAGAAGUGAUUUUCAACAUCAGUGAUUCGCAAGAAAAAAUUCAAAAUGGAGCCAUUGAAAUCAAAGAAUCUGUGCAUUCAAAUAACAGUGAUGUUACACAAGGAGAAGAAAAAGAAAUGAAUGAUAAAAUCAGUGGUAAAAUGGAUAAGAAUCCUGAAUUAGAAGAGCUUAUUGGUGAGAAAACACCAGAGGGAAGGUCAUCUCGCAGUACACCAUAUAGAAAGAGCACCACCAAGACCAAGAAGGAAGUUAUUCAGAGACGAGCAAGACAGAUGGAAAUUGUCAUCAACUCUGGAACUUCAAAUCUUGAUAGCGAGAGUUCUGAGGAUGAUUCAUGUGUUGUUAAGAUAUCGGAAGUUUCAGAAUCUCGGUCUGAUGCAAGUUUCCAUACAGCAGAAUCCACUUCAGAAUCUCAAAGUGAUGCAAAUUCUCAUAAAUCAUUUCCUACCCUAGAAUCUGAAAUGGAUUCUGGUUCUCAGGAUUCUCAACAGAAUAACUGUGAUAUUAUUUCUGGUAGUAUUGGACUAGAAGACAUGUCUAAUUCUAAUGUACCCGUACAUCAGGCUAAUGAUGAAAACAUCACUUUGAAUAACGAUAAAGAACAGUGUAGUGAAACAGGACAUGGAGAGGAGGAUUGUGUUGUAGACAAAGACUUGCAAUCUUCUUCCAACACAAAUGGUAUUCCAGACAGCAAUGAGGAUCUACCAUUGUCCCUACUUAACAAUAGCAAUGAAGGGAGUGCUAAGGAAAGUCUGAGAAGCGAAUCUGAUGAUGAUGAUGAUGAUGAUGACGAUGUGCCAUUGAGUCAGAUUAAACCCAAGGAGAGAAAAAAAGUUGAUAAGAGAAAAGAAGACAAGAUUGAGAAAGAUGAUGUUAUGGACGAAGAUGUGCCACUGAGUCAGCUAAAAUUUAAGGAAAGGAUGAAAGGUGACCAGAAGAUGAAAAAAUCUGAGAUUGAAAAAGAUGUACUUGAUGUAACAGAAUCUCAGGACUCAACUGAUAAGAAAACCUCCAGGAAAAGUGUGGAGAAAAAAACUUUUACAUUAACACGCUCACAAACUUCCAUAACACGUUCAGGAAGUAAGAGAAGAACGCUGACAGGCAUGACGAAUAAAAGUGAUAACAAAAAUCUUAGCCUUAAGAAAACUUCUAGGCAAAAGAAACUGAAAUCUAAAAAGGAUGAUAAGGUUAGUGAAAAUGGGAGUGAUUUUCAGAAUGUAGAAAAUGAAGUGGACACAGAAACUCGAGAAACAUUGGAGAAUGUACAACCUGGAACACCAGCAUUGGAUCACUCAGAAGCAGAUCAUGGAAGUCAAAAUAUGGAAAAACAAAUCAAUAAUGGUGACAAAGAUGCAGAUGAACAUUCGAAAAACAAAAUCAUUAGAAAUGAAAACGAUAACAACAAUGAUGACAAUUUUGAAUCCGCAGAAUCUCCAGUGAUACGACAAGAAAACGAAUUGGACGAAACCCCUCGUAAAAUUCCAAAUAAAUCAUUCAUCCCAAGUGGCUGUACAUUGUUUGAGAGUCAGUCAGACUCAAAGUUGAUGUCCACCUCUAGGAAGUUUGAUAAAGGGCGCCAUAUUGUGGCCAGACGAAGCAUCUUGAAGCAGCCAUCCCCUUCACAGGACACCACAGGAGAGUCCUCACCCAUUAUAGGAAAGAAAUUCCAUCCAAUCAGAGUUGGCAACGUCCAUUCUCCAUCAGCGUCCCCAAGUGCAGGAAUUCUGAAAAAGCAACGUCUUAGUGGAGACAUAGCAGCGAUCUCCCCAUCACCUCCUGGCAAGCAGCGUCGAGUUUGUUUUGCUCAUCCUUUGACAAGAGAACAAGACACUGAAAAUCCAACCAAUCAGGAGAUUGAUUUAAUCAAAUUAGCUGAUUGCAUCAAGUCUACUUCUCCAUUGGCCAGUGCCUCCAGGGUGACAUUCUCAUCAGAAAAGGCUGGUAAGGAUUCACAGCUGACACCAACACAAAGUAGCUACCGUAGUACUCCGGAAUCUCAGCUGAACAGCACCGACCCUAUCUACCCAGAGCUGCUGGAGUGUGCUGAUAAGGUGGACAAGAUUCUGCCCCAGCUUACUACCUCAAUGUGGAUGAGAGGCCUUGGACAGCUAGUGAGGGCACGUAAUAUCCAUACCAUAGGUGAUCUGUCUGCUCUUACGGAACGGGAAGUUGACAACCUGCCUAUAAAAUCACCUAAAGUUUCCAUAGUGCGUAGUGUGCUUCAGAAGUUUGAGACCCAGAAAGAGUCGAGGAAGGUCAAGAACCAGAAACUGAACACUGUAACAAAAGCUCCAGUCUCUGCAGAAAUUACUGAGGAAGAAAGUUUGUCACCUGUGAAAAAGCUAGCUGUGGUCAAUCAGAUGGAAAAUUUUGAAAACGCAAAACUUACUGCAGAAAAAGGUGAUGAAGAUAGUGACCCUUUCCCCACAAGUAGCCAUGGGAUGUUGGAGGAUAUGGAUUGCACAGACAGUUUACCAACAACAACUAAUCCUUCUGAUGUGGAGAAUCCUGUUCAGAACACAGAAAGUUCAGAAUCAGCCGCAGGAUCUCUCCUUCAUUCACUUGAAGACAUUGUCAGUCAGUGUAAUGAUAAGACAAGGAUGAGUGAAUUUGGAACUUCAGAUAUUUUCCAGAUCCAUCACCAUCUAACAAACCUAACAGCGACUGUUAUGUCGGUUCUCAAAGAUAGAUGUAAAUGUCCGGAUUCCUAACUUAUGUAGAAUUUAUCAACAACGUUUUAUUAAACACCCAUGCUGUAUGUUGCUGAUGUUAUUCUGAUCCAAUCCAAUCAAAUAAAAAACCAACAAAUCUUGACAUCAGCUGAUGAUCCCUGAACAGCCAUCUUUAAUCGUCAGCUGAUCUGACUAAAUUUCUUUCCAACAAAUGAGUUUAAAUUUACCACAGUACACCUUUGAAAUUAUUGACGGGUAAAGUUGCCGAUUGUCAAUCUUCACAACAGAACAAAAAGCCCAAUGAUUAAUGGUACAAUUUUGUGUAGUAGAAGAGGUAAAUUUAUUUUAAUUAUUUACCGUACCUCUCUAGCAAUAAGUUUAGGUCUGUUGAUAAGCCCACACAUAGCCAUUGCAGUUAAUAUGUUAAAAUACAAAUAAAUAUCAUUCAACUAGGCUUUAGUGUUAGCCCCCUGGGGUUAUGUCUGCCUAUUGUAAUAGACCUGAUUUGUGUUCAUCAUACACUGAAGGAUUUUGUAAGUCUGUUUGUCUCGUAAGUCUGUAAAUUUCUCAAAAAAAACAUUGCAGAAAAGUUAUUGAAGUUUGGCAAGUUGCAAUAUAAAUUUAUUACGAAACAGACUGGUACACUCUGGAAUGUUUCUUUAUGUUUUGUGUUGAUACUUGUUGCUGUACAAAGCUAAGUUUGGAUCUGUGUUACUAGAAGGUAAUACUAACCCUUUAGGUUGAUAUUUUUGGGGAAAUCUGGCCAAAUUGGUGGCAUUGAUGAAAAAUGAAAAUUAAUAUUUUCAUUGCUUGAAAGAAAAAAAAAUCAAUUUUGAGAUUUGAAAACACAUUUGCUGAAUCUUGAUUGUGUAUUGAUAAAGU